ACAGCUGUGCAACAUUAGAGGAGGAUUAAUACCGAUUUAUUUAUCAAGAGGCAAAUGUUCAUAAGCAUAUAUUUUGAUUUUGCUGUUUGCAUAGAAAUCUAGACAAUAAGAAUGGGUUGUAACGACGUUGUCUCAAUAACCAAACUGCAAAAGCACCUGUCCCUGUUAAGGGAUGAAUACACAAAACUACAACUCAGUUAUGUAGAAUUAGAACGCAAAUACAACGAAGUUGUUGCCUCAACAGCCGAUGCGGAGACCAAUGGUGAAUUCAGCAGUUUUGUGUCACGACUCGCACUAACGGCCUCUUCGCUAUAUGGACGCUCCAUAUAUUCCGACAUUCAGAUUAAAACCAACAGCAACGGUACAAUUAUGCCGGCACAUAAAUUUGUCCUUCAUGCACGCUCGGAGAAAUGGAGAAAUGAGGCAUUGGCCAACGCAAAAGAGUUAGAUUGGAGCGAUUUGGAGGAGGAUAUAGCAACAGCGCUGUUGCGUUGGAUUUAUACUGAUAUUGUUGAUUUACAACACGAUCGAUUGACAUUGGGACUUUUGCGAGUGGCCCAUCGCUUCUCAUUACCCGCUCUUUUGGGGCUCUGUGAGAGAGCUUUGGUGGCCUCAGUGGGUGUACGAUCUUGUGUGCGGUUCUAUUGCGUUGCUGAAGAAUCGGGUGCUGCUAUGCUUCUUGAUUACUGUUCGGGAAUUAUAUCCACGCACUGGGAUGAUUUGACCCCGCAGGACUUUGAGCACAUGUCUGGACCACUACUCUUUAAAAUGCUCAAAAGCAAAACCAAAUAUCCCCUCCAUGCGGCAGUAAGACUUUUGCGCGAAGAUGUUGUUUGCUUGUGUCUUGCUGAAAAUGCUUCUGUGUUACCAGAAUUGGUGAAUAGUUUGUCCGAGCAUGGGCAGCUCCCAUUACAAAUGGCCCUAUCAGCUAAAAAUAUUCAGAUUGCCAAAACUCUUGUAAAUAAUGGAUCUGCUGACGUUAAUGCCUAUGAUGCCAAAGGAUCGACACUUCUUAUAGAUGCUGUAAGGAGAGCUGAUCAUUUUGCUGCAAAUUUCCUCUUAAGCCAGAAGUGCCUUGUUGAUCUUUUGUCCAGGCCAUCAGCCGAUACUGCUCUGCAUAUCGUAUGUAGCUAUGGGGAGACCCAGGCCAACUCCAAUGAUUUUACUCAAAUGACUGAUAUUGGAAAACAAAUUAUAGAUUGCAAGCCCAACGUAAAUAUUAAAAACAUGCACGGUCAGACGGCGCUGCACCUUGCGAUCACAUUUAAUAACAUGGUUAUGGUGAACCUAUUGCUUGAUGUGCCUGAUAUAGACAUUAAUUUGCGCACAAAUGACGAAAAGUGCCCUCUUGAAUUGAGCUUAACCGCAUUUAAUAAGGAAAGCUUCAAUCUUGCUGAAAGGCUUCUUAAGAUGGGAGCAAAUGUAAAUCCCUUAAAAUCAGACACAAAGAAUAGCCUAUUGCAAGUACUCACCCUAGCCGGACAAGAUUUCGAAAAUGCAGCAAUAUUUUUGGCUGAUUUUGCAAAUCUUAAUCACCUGAAUAACUGUGGAAUGUCCGCCGUUCACAUUGCUGUCCAACAGAAUAUGCCAAAACUUGUGGCUAAACUGCUCAACGCAGGCGCUUCGCCUAAUAUACAGACGAGUGCAGCCAAAAUGAAAUCGCCACUGCACGUAGCAGUCGAAGUAAAUGCCCGGGAAAUUAUUGAAACCUUCGCUAAUUUUCGCAAAGAUGACUCCGAGAAGAUAGAUUUCAAUUGCAAGGACGUAAAUGGAGACUCACCACUCAGUCUUUGCUUAGCCUUGGAUCGAAUUGAAUUGGCUCCAAUACUAAUUGCCGGUGGUGCAGAUGUUAAUGCGAGAAAUAGUCAAGACUUGACUUUGCUACAUCAAUCUAUCAUAAACGGGGACAGCGAAAAAUCAGUGUUUUUGUUGGACCAAGGUGCUGAGAUUAACGCACUAACAGGUGAGCAAAAGUCUGCAUUGCAGCUGGCUAUAAGCUAUCAUUUACCAAAAGUAGUAGAUGCCCUAUGCAUAAAGGGAGUGGAUCUGAGUACCUUAGAUAAUACCACAGAUUCGCCAUUAUGGACAGCCCUAGAAUUGGGAUUUGAGGAUGUGGCGCAGAUUCUUGUACGACACGGGGUUGACACCGAUUGCUGGAACGAUGGUCCUGAUGGCUGCCAACAAACGUUGUUGCACCGUGCAAUUGAUGAAAAUAAUGAGUCCAUAGCAAUGUUUCUUGUUCGAAACCAAUGCGAUUUAGACUCUCCGCGUCAACCCGGCCCGAAUGGAUCGGGAGGAGAAGAAGCACGUGACAAAGCCUCGCCCUUACAUCUCUGUUGCCAAUGGAAUCUAACAAAGGUUGUUCAAGCACUUAUUGAUCAUGGUGCCAAUGUUAACGCUGUAGAUUUUGAUAACAAAACAGCAGCACACAUCGCUAUUGAGAACCAACAUGAAGAUAUAAUCAACAUUCUUCUUUGCCACCCUGGAAUAGACCUAAAGUUGCGAGACAAAUCAGGCCUGACACCCUUUGCAACUGCUUUGGCCAUACGCAAUCACAAAGCUGCACAGCGCAUACUCGAGAGACUUCCAAAUGCAGCUGAGAUAAUGGAUCAGCGUGGUCGUAACUUUCUUCAUGUGGCCAUCCUAAAAGACGACCUCGAAAGUGUUCUGUUUUUAUUGUCUAUACAAGUUGAUGUUAAUUCGCGGGUACAUGACGCAUAUCAAUCGACUUCACUCCACCUGGCAGCUGCAUCGAAAAAUGAAAUGAUCAUUCGAAACUUGAUUUUAGCAGGCGCCCGGGUCAACGAACGAGACUCUGUCCAGAAAAUGCCACUGCAUAUAGCAAUUGAACGUGGAAACCUAUCGGCAGUUUCAGCGUUGAUCCAAAAUAAUGCCGAUUAUGACGCAAUUGAUGCCGAUGGAAACAACGCAUUACAUCUUGCAGUGCACAGUGGCCAGCUUGCAAUUGUACGAGAGCUACUAACCGAAUCGCGGGUAAACGCUGAGGCGACCAAUGCCAAAGGUCGAAAUCCGUUGCAUGAGUUAUGUAGGAUUGGGGAAGACAACUCGGGAGCAGCCAUUUGCGAGCUAUUUCUUGAGUGUAUGCCAAAGUAUCCAAUUAAUGUGCCUGACAUGGACGGAAACACACCAUUGCUACUUUCAUACAUGCGAGGUCAAGCUCCACUUUGCAAGGUGCUCGUAAAAGUCGGUGCUUGUCUUGGCGCUCAAAACCGUGAUGGCAUUAGUAUUUUCAAUUACAAACUUGCUACAGAUCAAUUGCUUAGCAAACUAUUGGACCAAUUACCACAGGAGUCGCCGUGGGCGGAAUCAGAAUUGUGCCAAGAGUGUGGCUUAAAGUUUUCACUUACUAUAAGGAGGCACCACUGUCGACAUUGUGGGCGAGUUCUGUGCUCUAAAUGUUCCAAUAACGAUGUGCCCAUUCUGAAGUUUGGCAUAAAUAAGCCUGUAAGAGUUUGUAACGUAUGCUUUGAUGUUCUUCAUGGAGGAAGCUGAAACGACUAACAUUAAAAUGCUUGCUUUUGGAAUUAUUAUGUGGAAGUGAUUUGGGAAUAACUAACAAUACCGGACUCUAAAACCCAUAUGGCCAUUACAUGCAUAUUUAUAUAUACAUACAUACUAUAUAUAUUCGAAAACAAUACUAUGUAUAUUCGAAAACAAUACUAUAUAUAUUCGAAAACAAUUUAAAAGACA
Messenger RNA from Drosophila grimshawi, 3711 nucleotides. RefSeq names its product rabankyrin-5. The record is from RefSeq and is a predicted model, not a curated record. Lineage: Eukaryota; Metazoa; Arthropoda; Insecta; Diptera; Drosophilidae. The transcript has 8 exons. Bases 112 to 3513 code for a protein of 1133 amino acids. Gene Ontology annotation, molecular function: protein binding; metal ion binding.